This is a messenger RNA of Fraxinus pennsylvanica, 1341 nucleotides long. NCBI's taxonomy places the organism in Eukaryota, Viridiplantae, Streptophyta, Magnoliopsida, Lamiales, Oleaceae. The record is from the annotation of a GenBank genome assembly.
AUGGAGAAAAAAUCUUUGCAUUUCUCCUUCAAAUUCACAGCCAUUGCUCUUCUGUUCUUGAAUUGCACAAAAUUCGGAAAAGCCACGAGAGGGCCGUCCCCAUCAUUGGGAAAGGGAACAUGGCAACUUCUGUUGAACAAUACUGGGGUAGUGGCAAUGCAUAUGGCCUUAACUCACUACAACACUGUGAUAAUGUUCGACCAGAUAGAAUCCGGGCAAUCCGGUUUCAGAUUUAGCCACCGUCACAAUGGGACGAGAUGUAGGAAUACGCGUGAGGAUUUAGAAGACUCUUCAUGCUAUGCUCAUUCGGUUGAGUAUGAUGUUUUGAGGAACAAAAUUAGGCCUCUACAUAUUGAGACUGAUACUUGGUGUUCUUCGGGUUCUUUCUUGAGCAAUGGGACGUUGAUUCAAACCGGUGGUUAUGGACAUGGUGCUCGAAGAAUAAGGUAUCUUGAGCCUUGUGCACAUGGCCAUAAUUGUGAUUGGAAGCAAACAAAGAGACUUUUGUCUGAUGAUAGAUGGUAUGCUUCGAAUCAAAUACUCCCUGAGCACGACCAGAUCAUUGUAGUGGGAGGUAGACGGGUAUUUUCAUAUGAAUUUGUACCAAGAUUAUCAUCCAACAGGUUUAAAUCUUAUGACCUUCCAUUCUUGCACAAUACCUAUGACAAGAAUGAGGGAGGAAAUAAUUUCUACCCUAUAAUCCACCUUUCUUCCGACGGUCAUCUCUUCAUUUUUGCCAACCGGAAUUCAAUCCUUUUCAACUAUAAAAUAAACAAAGUUGCGAAAACCUUUCCAAGAAUUCCUGGAAAUGGAUCCAGGAGCUAUCCAAGUACAGGUUCAUCAGUCAUUCUCCCUUUAAGCCAUACUGAUCGCUUCGAAAGGGUUGAAGUCAUGAUAUGCGGAGGGGCGUCUUCUGACGCAUAUUCAGCAGCCCAACACGGCAGAUUCUUACCAGGAUUGACAUCUUGCGGGAGAAUGGAAAUCACAGAUACACAUUCAGGAAUGUACCUCAUCCGACCGAACUCCGGUUACAGCAAUGGAAACGAGGGGGUGGGAUAUGGAAAGGAAUUUUCAGUUCAUUUUCUUCUGAGGAAUACAAGGCCAAGAAAUGUAGUGUUUACUGCAUAUGCACCUCCAUUUACUACACAUUCAAUUUCAAUGAACCAAAGGAUGCUUACACUUAGGUGCAGAAACUUGGUUAGGGCUGCAAAUGGGUUGAUAAAUGCACAAUUGGAAGCUCCUCCUAAUCCAAAUGUGGCACCUUCUGGUUAUUAUAUGCUUACAGUUGUUAAUGAUGGAAUCCCUAGUGUUUCUCAGUGGGUUAGGUUCAUACAUGCUUGA